Molecule: messenger RNA, 1131 nt
Organism: [Torrubiella] hemipterigena
Lineage: Eukaryota; Fungi; Ascomycota; Sordariomycetes; Hypocreales; Clavicipitaceae
Source: the annotation of a GenBank genome assembly
AUGGAGCUCACCAAGUUCCUUUCCUUCCUCGCCAUUGCGCUCCCUGUUGCCUACGGUGCCCCCGCCGAGGCCGCCACUACCCUCCACCCUAACAUGCUGAAGGCCAUGAAGCGCGAUCUUGGUCUCGACGCCAAGCAGGCCGUUGCCCGCAUUGCCGAAGAUCUCCAGGCAAGCAAGGUCCUCGAUGAUCUCAGCGGCUCCUUGGGCCCAGCCUUUGCGGGUGGCUGGAUUGACGCCGGCAAGUCCUUUGUCGGUGUCACUGACCAAGCCAUGGCCCAGAAGGUCACUGCUGCUGGCGCCACUCCUGUCGUCAUGAUCAACAGCCUCUCGCGCCUGAAUGAAGCCAAGACGGCCAUUGACAACAAACUCAAGGGCCACCAGACUAGAGCUGACGCUGGCAGUAUUACCGGUGUUGCAGCCUACUAUGUUGACGUUGCCGCCAACAAGGUCGUCUUUGAGGCUCUCGCAGCCAACCACGGCCAAGCCAAGGAUCUUGCUGCUCACGCGGGUCUGUCGGCCACUGAGUUUGAAAUCCGCACUGUUGAGAACAUGCCCACCCCUAGAUACAACAUUGUUGGUGGUGACCCCUACAACAGUAUCAGGGCCAGCCUCCGCUGCUCCGUCGGAUUCUCUGUUACGGGCGGUUUCAUCUCAGCCGGCCACUGUGGAAGUCAGGGUGACGGCGUGCAGAGCACAGGCGGUGUUGAUCUCGGCACCUUCUCCGGCUCCAGCUUCCCUAGUGUUGAUAUGAGCUACAUCAAGACUCUAGACAGCGUGACCCUGACCGGAUAUGUCAACGACUACAACGGCGGCUCGUACAGCGUUAGCGGUGGCUCUGAGGCUGCGGUUGGUGCCAAUAUUUGCCGAUCGGGCCAAACAACUGGUGUGCACUGCGGCACCAUCAAACAAAAGGACGUCACCGUCAACUACGCCGAGGGAACCAUCUACGGGCUUACUCAGACCAGCGCCUGCUCCGAUCACGGUGAUUCCGGUGGCUCGUUCCUCGCUGGUACCCAGGCGCAGGGUGUUCUCUCUGGCGGCAACGGCAAUUGCAACAAUGCAGGAAUCAGCUACUUCCAGCCUCUAGGGCCCAUUCUGUCCACCUAUGGUGUUUCUCUUAUCCUCGCUUGA